AUGGAAAGGGGAUUCAGCGGGAAUCUCUUAGAUCCAAGCGCGCUGGAGUUCUACCCUGCAAACCAGUUCGGCUCGGUACCCGCUCAAAUUUACUUCCCCUACCCUCCUCCUCCUCCUCCUCCUCCUCCGCCCCUUCCGCCGCCAGCCGCCUACCAUCCAAAUUUACAGCUACAUCACCCCUUACCAGACGACGGCGAGCCAACGCGAGCCGUUAUUCUGAGCCUCCUUCCCCCUCACAUUGACGAAGCUUCAGUAAUGGCGGCCAUGGAAGCCUUCGGCGCCGUCAGAUCGCUAGACUCCGCUUCUCUAACCUCCGAUGGAUCCGCCACAGUCCACUUCUACGACCUCCGUAGCGCUAUCGCCGCUGUCUUUGAGAUCCGCGACCAACACAUGCGUCAGCAGAGUUUCCUCAGUAGACAAUACGGCGUCGUCCCAGCUAAUUGGGGAGUUGUCGAGUGGCCUUCCGUAGCUACUGAUCUAUCCUUCUCGGCCGCGUCUGCUGGGGGUCGCGGCCUCGUCGCCGGCCAAGCUGUCUGGGCUCAGUUCGGGUCGAGAGGCGUCGACGGUCCUAACCAAGGCUCUCUCUUUAUCUCCAAUUGUGAUCCCACUCUCCCCUCCGCCUACCUCGCCCAACUGUUCGGCUCUCUCGGCGAUGUGAAGGAAGUGAAGGAGACGAUAUGGAAGCCACAGCAGCGAUUUAUCGAGUACUACGACAUAAGAGACGCCGCUCGAGCUGUGAGUGAGCUUAACGGGAAAGAAGUUUAUGGCCGAAGACUAGUUGUCGAAUUCUCCUGUGCAGCCGGGCUCACCAAGAGGAGAAGCACAGGCAGACAAAGCCGCAGCUUCGGCCAGCCGCCUCCACGUCUUCUACGGACAGCUUCGCCACAGUCCGGCCGAUGGGUGGCCGCGGCGAAUCCGUUGUCAUCGUCGUCCUCAGAAAGAGGAUCCAAUAGAAAAGUUGGGAAAAGCGGGCGAGAGGAUAAAAGGGGAAAGGGAAGGCAGGAACAAACAGCAUUAACAACCACAGCAGCGUCAUGUUCAUCGUCUUCAUCAUCAUCAAUAGUCGUAGCCAAGCAGCAACAGUUGAGCAGUAGAGGGUGGAAGAAUCAUUCAAGGAAUGGUGGGGAUUCGAGGUUUCAAUUCAAGGAGACAAUGACGAUGGAGGAAGGAUCUUCUCCGACUUGCAUUAUGGAUUCAAGAACAACAGUCAUGAUUAAAAACAUCCCAAACAAGUACAGUCAGAUGCUUUUGCUGAGAAUGCUGGACAACCACUGCAUACGGUGUAACGAGGAGAUUGGAGAAAGAGGAGAAGAAGAGCCUUUUUCUGCUUAUGACUUUGUCUAUCUCCCAAUCGAUUUCAACAACAAAUGCAAUGUGGGUUAUGGAUUUGUGAACUUGACGUCGCCGGAGGCGGCGGUUAGGCUUCACAGAGCGUUUCAUAUGCAGCCAUGGGAGGUCUUCAAUUCUCGGAAGAUCUGUCAAGUGAACUAUGCUCGAUUGCAGGGUUUGGAAGCAUUGAAGGAGCAUUUUAAGAACUCGAAAUUUGCUUGUGAUACGGACGAGUAUAUGCCUGUGGUAUUCUGUCCGCCGCGAGAUGGGAAGCAGAUGACGGAGCCUGUUCCAGUCGGCGGCCGCGGAUUGAUGCGGCGGUCUCUUAAUCUAGACCGUACAUGCGGCGGCGUUGGUGAGACCGAACCGGAGCCUUCGGAUCCGGGGGAAGCUGCCUCUUCUACUACAGCCUCUACGCACGCCCCGUCGGACAACGGCGAUGGAGUUGAUGACGAUCGGGAUGACGGCGACGGCGACGGCGAUGAGACUGCUUCUGGUCUUUCCCAAGCUCUGCUACAGCUAUCCUAUUCUUCUCAAAGCUAG
Messenger RNA from Dendrobium catenatum, 1872 nucleotides. Its product is annotated as protein terminal ear1-like. Gene Ontology annotation, molecular function: RNA binding. The record is from RefSeq and is a predicted model, not a curated record. The coding region runs from base 1 to 1872 and encodes 623 amino acids. NCBI's taxonomy places the organism in Eukaryota, Viridiplantae, Streptophyta, Magnoliopsida, Asparagales, Orchidaceae. The transcript is spliced from 6 exons.